Onthophagus taurus is the source of this 1811-nucleotide messenger RNA. It is a transcript of the gene Obp73a, whose product is annotated as Odorant-binding protein 73a. Gene Ontology annotation, molecular function: odorant binding. NCBI's taxonomy places the organism in Eukaryota, Metazoa, Arthropoda, Insecta, Coleoptera, Scarabaeidae. The record is from RefSeq and is a predicted model, not a curated record.
AGAAUCGGCGUUUCUAUACUACUCAUAGAUAAACCCAGUUUGUUAUCCUUGGUUGACUGGAACAUAACUUUUGCUUCUUCCAUAGUCUUCGUAAUGGCGGCUUUUUAGCUUUGGAUUUCUAAAUUAGAAAGUCCAAAAAAGUUUGAACAGAAAAUCUUUUUUCUUGGAGUCGUAGCAUAAUUCGCUUCUUCUGAAAUCUCGCAUCUUGUGGUCCCAUAAUUCCAACUUUACUUGUUGUUUUUUUUCUGCCUUCUCCAACCUGGAUUUUUUAUCCAAAUACUAACUAUCAUCUAAUGACCAGACAUUCUUAACCGUAUGUGGGAAGAACUUGAUUAUCGUUUUGACGACUGUAAGGAGAUCACAUCAAACUGCACUGAACAGAUAUGAAACUAAGCGAGUUUUUAUUUUAUUUGGUGAAGAUUUCACAUCUCCAUCUUACUUUGUAACUUUUCUGUAACUGGUUAAAAGUGCAUCAUGACUUUACGAACACAUUGUAUCACUGUUAAGCUUUUAGGAAUUUUUCUUUUGAUGUUGAAGUUCUUACUACUCAAAUUAUUCCUUUUAAGAGAAACUAUUAAAUGUAAGAUUACAUUAUAUUAAUUAUUAUUGUUUUAUACGUAAUUUUGUAUUCUCAUUGUUCUUUAACAAAUUUCCUUCGUAAUAAUUCACUUAAUUUUUUUUCUUAAUCACCGGAUAACGUUGAGAUAACCGACAGAAAAGUUGCGUUGCGUCGUGAAAGAGUGAAAGCGUCUUAUCGAAACUCACGAUAUUGAGGUACAACAAGUUACAACGAAGAAAGAAAACGAAACUCAACGUAAAAACGAUCGAUAUAAGGAUCGUUAUUGCUACGUGCGGUAAAAAGGAAAAAUAUCGUCUUGUGUAAAGUUUCAGUUUUAUUGGGAACGCCCAGAAGCGGCGGCCCCCGGAUGAAAAGAAUCUUAUUUUCCCAGGGUAAAGAGACAGGAGGUGACAAUGCAAGAGAAACGAAGAGAGGAGGGAACGGAUCUUAUGUAAGCCGUUUAAAUACUGUGUUAUAGUCCUUUUUUAGUUUAUUUCAAUUUCACCAGUCAACCUGAGAAGAUAUUAAAAUUAAUUCAUAAAAGAAAUUUUUAAAUAUGUUUAAAGUAAUUUGUGUUAUUAUUUUUUUCGCGGGGUUGAGUGUUUCAACAAUUAAUGCACAGAUUCAAAAAUGUAAAGUUCCUCCAUCAGCACCAAAGAACAUCGAGAAAGUGAUCAAUAAGUGUCAAGAUGAGAUUCGUUUGGCAAUUCUCUCCGAAGCUUUAAGUGUCUUUAAUUUCGAUGAAAUUCUUCGUGAAGAUGCUAACAAGACUGAAACAACAACGAAAAGCUUUAAAACAAUUUCGAGGUCAAAACGUCAAGUUUUUACGGAUGAAGAAACUAAAAUAGCUGGGUGUCUUUUGCAUUGUGUUUAUAGAAGAAUGGGUGCCUUGAACGAAGUCGGUUUUCCCACAAUUGAAGGAUUAGUUAAUCUUUACGCCCAAGGAGUAAAAGAUAGAGGUUAUCUUUUGGCCACUUUACGAUCUGUUGCUACCUGCUUAACCGAUGCCAAAGCUAAAUAUGUAAAAACUAUUGAGUCCUUGCAAGAGAAUGGAAAAACUUGUGCUGUGGCUUAUGAUGUUUUCAACUGCGUUUCGGAUAGAAUUGGAGAAUAUUGUGGUCAAUCACCGUAAAGAAAAAUUAAGAAGAUAACAUCAUAAAAAUAUUAAGAAGUAAAUAAUAAGAUUAAGAUAUGAAGUAACUUAUUGUAAUUACAAGAAAAAUACAUUGUAAAUAAAAACAAACUCUACACA